CUCUCGCGGAGCAGCGGCUCGCCCCCACCCCCAAUCUCCUCUCCCCUCUCCUCCUCGCGAUUCUCUCUCUCCCUCCCCUUCGCCGCCGGCGAGCCUCCGACGGCGUCUCUCCGUCCGCCGUUCUCCCCCGCCCUCCUCCUCCGCUCCGGCGAUCGAGGAAUCCUGAUUGGCGUUUUGCGGCGCCUCGAGAUAUCUCCCCCCUUAGGGUUCGGCCUCGAAUCUCGGCACCUCGGUUAUCGAUUCGGUAGCUGAAUUUCGCGCUUCCUAGCGAGGGUGCAUAAAUUCACGGUUCGUUGUCGGUCCGUUUGUUAUUCAACUGUUGAAUUGGGAUCGGAAUUCUGGUGAUUUCGAUUGGGGGUGCUCGCGAUUAGGAUUGGGAUUUUUUUUUUUUUUCAUCUUUUGUUGUUUUCCAGUAAAAAAAUUGAAAAAGAGUGGUGUAGUUUUCUGUUUCUUUGAGUAGAGGUGCAGUUCUGUUAGGGUUUUUUUUUUUUUUAUUUGUUGAGUUUGUGUUCGUGAAUUUAUAUAUGGCGGCUGGGAGGCAUGGGGGUUAUCGGGACAAUGAGCUGAGGGACCGUGAGUCUAACUUGUAUGUGUCGAAGCGGGAUUUGGGUUAUUCUAAGGAGGAAUAUGACCGGAGUGGGAGCAGUAAUCAGGAUGAUGAGCGAGACCGAAGCCGUAAUGCUAGGGAUAGGGCUAGGGUUAGGCAGAAGGAUGUUAAAGAGAGGGAAGUGGCGAAUGGCGCGCACCACUCCUCUUCGAGUAAAAGUGACUCUGGGAGUAGUGGAGGCACAGGUGCUGGUGGGUCUAGGCAUCCCGGUAUUUCGGUUAGGACCAUGGAUAGAGAGCCAGGUGAAUUGUCCAGUGAAAGUGGGUCCGAGGACGCCAUAGAGUCUGACACAGGGGUUAAGGGCAUAGAGGUUUCUAAGACGGCAGAGAAUGGGGCCCACUCCCCAGUAGUGGAGAGGAAGAGGAAAUUCUCACCUAUAAUUUGGGAUAGAGACGAUGAUGAAUCAAGUAAGGCAUCGAAAAGAAGGGCUUCCGCCGCAGUUACUGCCCUUCCUCCUCCACCUCCACUUCCUAAAUCAUACCGUGAGAUCCCUAAUACUUACAAUGGGGUUGUGCAGAUAUCUUCAGUUAAAAAUGAUUUAGGUCAAGAACCACAGUCUUCCUCACCCAUAACUGAAAAUGUUGAUUUAAGUGGUGAUUCUGGGGCUGAGUCUCCAAUAGCAGAAUCUUCGGCAUUUGCUUUACCUUCAAAUGAUGAUCCAUGGGCUAAAGAUCAUGAGGCAACACAGCUAGAAGAUGAAGAUUAUGUGCCAAUGCAUAACAUAUCAUCUUCCAGAUGGGCAGCCGGAGAUAAUUCUCCAGUUGAUGAGGGUGAGAUAGUAGAGGAUGAAGAUUUUCCUACGAGAAGAAAGAAGACACCUUUGUUGGAAUCAUCAGGAAUCAGAGGACGUGGCAAAUCGGUCAGUCCUGAGCUGGGGAAACUUAAGAAAGAUAGUUCAGACAGACUUAGACGCAGGUCUUCUGAACCUGAUGGGCGAGGUGGUGCUGCUGGGUCAUCCAGUGAUAACCGCUAUUCUGACCAUGAUUACAUGGAUGUUGAUGAAAAGAACCGUAACGAGGAUGUGAUCAACGAUACGUCCGACACUAAUUCAGAAAGCGACGAUGAUUCUCGAGGAACACCAGAACCUGUUGGUCCGCCUCAAAGAAGUGUAAAUAUGCUGCAGGGUUGUAGAAGUGUUGAUGAGUUUGAGAGGCUUAACAAGAUAGAUGAAGGGACUUAUGGUGUAGUCUACAGAGCUAGGGAUAAGAAAACUGGAGAAAUUGUAGCACUGAAGAAGGUAAAGAUGGAAAAGGAAAGGGAAGGUUUUCCUUUGACUUCUCUGAGGGAAAUAAAUAUUCUGCUAUCUUUUCAUCAUCCGUCAAUUGUGGAUGUGAAAGAAGUUGUGGUGGGGAGCAAUCUUGACAGCAUUUUUAUGGUGAUGGAAUACAUGGAGCACGAUCUUAAAGGGCUGAUGGAAACAAUGAAACAGCCUUUUAGUCAGAGUGAAGUGAAAUGUCUAAUGUUGCAGCUAUUAGAAGGUGUGAAGUAUCUUCAUGACAACUGGGUGCUUCAUCGGGACCUUAAAACAUCAAAUUUGCUUCUUAAUAAUCGCGGUGAGUUGAAAAUUUGCGAUUUUGGAUUGGCUCGGCAGUACGGGAGCCCAUUAAAGCCUUACACUCACUUGGUGGUUACUCUUUGGUACAGGGCACCUGAACUCCUCUUGGGGGCAAAACAGUACUCAACUGCCAUUGACAUGUGGUCUCUGGGCUGUAUCAUGGCUGAAAUGUUGUCCAAGGAGCCACUUUUUAAUGGGAAAACUGAAUUUGAUCAACUUGACAAGAUAUUUAGAACUCUUGGAACCCCAAAUGAGACUAUCUGGCCGGGUUUCUCCAAGCUCCCUGGUGUCAAGGUCAACUUUGUUAAGCACCAGUACAACUUGUUGCGGAAGAAAUUCCCACCAACAUCUUUCACAGGACUUCCAGUACUUUCAGACUCUGGUUUUGACUUGUUGAAUAAGCUUCUUACUUAUGACCCCGAAAAGCGUAUAACUGCAGAGGCCGCCCUUAAUCAUGAGUGGUUCCGUGAAGUCCCUCUUCCGAAGUCCAAAGAUUUUAUGCCUACUUUUCCUGCUCAACAUGCUCAAGACAGGCGCCUGCGAAGAGUUUUGAAGAGUCCAGAUCCUUUAGAAGAGCAGCGCAGGAAGGAAUUAAUGCAAGGCGAGCUUGGGGGCGGAGGUUUGUUUGGCUAAAUGAAUAGGAUAGCCUGUGAUCCUCAUGCUGCAGUCUGUAUACACAAAAUGGACAUGGUCGAGGUGAGAGUUGCAUUGACGGGAGUUGGGAACAUAUUUAUCUGGAGAUCAUUCAUCUUAUUUUUUAGCAGGCACCAUGCUUGGGUGGAGAAGUUUGUUCUUGCUCUCCAUUAGUAAGCCAGAUUUCUCGCAGGUUUACUUUGUUCACCGGCUUUGAUCACCAAUAGAUAUGCAUCUGCGACCCUGCUUGCAUCGCAAGGUGUGGCAUGAUGGCCUUUUUAUUUUACUUUUCAAGGAAAAAUUUCAGCGUGAACUUUUGUAUGUAAAAUAGCAUUGACUGUACGCUGUAACAAUUUUCUUUCGGUUUGGAUUUUUUUGGCUAUUACAAGAACUAAAUUACUAUUCAUCUUUUCUAUCUUUUUGAUAUUGACGCUGUGUUUGCAAGAGAUGGUGGUCUGAAGUUGAAGGACGUUCUUUUCUUUACAUACAGGAAGAAUAUCACAGUAACGAGUAACCUUUAUGUUUGGAAGGUAAACUGCCAAUUCUAGAUUUGAGGGUCCAUGUCUCAAUAGUUUCAUCUCUUUUGGGACAAUAUCUCCUUGUUUGAUAUGGUGGAUAAUGGAUCGACGUGAGAGAUAUCAUGUUCUGUUUAAUAAUGUUCAAGACCUUUGUUGUCGUCCAAUUUUUUCUGCCAUGGCAUUUGAAAACAUGUCUGCCUUCAGCAUUGUGUACGUGGAAGUGAGUCUGAGAUAAAAGAGAUUAAAACUUGGGAAAGCCGUUUUUGAUGAAGAUGUUCUAUUGUGUAGCUGGUUGAGAAGUUGCUUAUACAUUUUAUAAGAACUUUCUGCUGGCAGCUUGAACCAAAAAAUCACUCAUAAUCUGGCAAAUUCGCAAUCAUUCAUGUUCCAUCAUGUUCAGCGCAAUAGACACUGAAGAUUUAAGCCUUUUGAAGCAACUAGCUAUUUUGGCCCUUUAAGCUGGAAAACGAAGACCAAAUUAAAAGGAAACGAAUUUGCCCAUUCGCUACUGUUUUCUCUAGUAUUAUCACAAUCUCGUUGAGGACCUGAGGUAAGUAGAGAACAUGGAGUCAGCAAGAGCUAUAUAAUAUUUUGAUACCUUAGGGAAAUAUUGUCCAAAAAGCUUUUCUGCUUUUUUAAGAUGGCCUUUUGACUUCUAACUCUUGUUAGCGGGAACGAUUGAUAUUUACUCGAUUGCCUCUUGAGACAUGCGGAUAUAAGGAGUUCAUUGAUCAUCUCUAUAAAGCUGGCCGCUGGCAGGUUAUUAAUAGCUUGACUAUCGAGAUAUCUCCUGUUUGUCAAUGCUUCUUGCGUUUGCGGCUUUUUGAGAAGGACAUGUAUCUUUUGCCCCAUUAACUUAGGUCCCAAAUAUUGUAACUACAUGACUUAUUUUGUGAACUGGAAGCCCUGGAAAUGUCCUUAUUGUGCUGAUGGCAUGUGAUGGUGUCAAGAUUUCUGUAAUUUUUCGGAAUUUUUUUUGACGUUUGUCUGCGGCUGUCACCUGCAGUAUCCAAGUUGCAAGCAGGUUGAGGAGUUUACCUUCAAAUUGGAUUAUAGAACUUCCAUUAGUUGUUCGUUCAUGCUCAUCAGAGGUACCAUAUAACUCUUAGUUUUCGCUUCGCCAUAUUGACAGUAUCUUGUCGAGUUUGGUUAAACUAGAUCUUGGUUAUAUUUUGUGAAUAUAUUAUACUUCAUCAUAAUAUAGUCAGAACUUUCUGGGUAUGAGAGUUCAUUUUAGUUUCUGUCAGGAAUAUGUGCCAUCACUAACGGGAUCCAUCUGCAUCAUUAUUUUGGUGGACGAAAUUUUCUUGGCUAAUUGUGUGUCAGAAGUUGAAAGAUGCUGCAUGCUUCUUGAAGACUAAUCAGUUUAUCGGACAGGAAUAAAGUCUUGAAAUUUGUCUUUCACUAAUUGCAGCUUCCUUUUUUGAUUGUCUAGUGGAGUGAAUUAUUGACGACAAAUGCCUUUUUGAGACAUACGUAGUUAUUUGCAAGCUAUCACUUGCAACGUUGUGGCAAGUGCCUUAAUGCUAACCUGUAAACAGUCAUGAUGCCUCGAGUGUUUUUGGGUUCAUGUCGGUAACCCUCUUUAUAUGUCUUGCCAUGUGGAAUUUGGACAAAACUGAUUUUUUUUUCAGGUUCAAUAAUGGUGGAGUUAAGGAUCAGGCUCUAUUCCAACGCUGGUUAGACCUUACUCUGCUUUUGUUUUAACCCUGGCUCUACUGUAGAUGGAGCAUUUCAUGGUCAAAAUUCUUUCUGCUUGCCUGAUUUUUCACAACAUUUCCUGUGGAAAGAACUUUGGUCGGGAGAAACUUGGCAGUGCUAUUAUGAUGGGGAAAUUUUCUUGCUUAGACUCAAGUCCAUGGACAGGGUGCUUUGUGGUUUUUCAUGUGGGACGUAUAUGUGGAGCCCAUGUUGAACCCACACCAUCUAUAUGGUCGUGAUUGAUCCCGUCCAUAUUGGCUUGGGUCCAGGUGAGAAAUUCCCACUGUCAUGGGACUUAUUACUUUUUAUUUGACUUUGUUAAUUUGAAGCUCUUCCACCUUUAAGUGAAAAUAGAGAAUUGGAGGCCUUCAGAAAAUAUGAUGCAUUCAUCUUGGCAUUCGUUGCCAGACAAGGUUCAAUCUCUCGGGGGCAUUUUAUAGUAUUGGACAAGUUUAUGAAAAAUGGUAUUUAAGUUUCUUUUUUUUUGCGAGACUUGCUAUGAAGUUAUUUGCUUUACCAACUUCUAGAUAGGAGUUUCGCUUGAAGUGAUGAAAAUGAUGCAACUUUUUCAAUCUAUUGAAUUGCAUUGAGUGCAAAUUGACAAAAAUAGUGAUGCUAUUAACUGCAUUCCAUCGUUGAGUUUUAAGUAGGAUGUGAUUGUCUCUUGUUUCUUUUGAGUCAUGGUUGAAUCUGUUGUGAGUCGAGAAUUGUGUGCCACUAUGAGGAGUGGUUGAUGCAAAGGACAAGUUUUUACGUUUAGCUGUCUUGCCUUGGGCCAAACAAGAAAUUUUAUCGCUGCCAUAGAUGUUUUUUCGGUUUUCUUUUGCACGCCUGUUCUCUUUUCUAUGGUGUCUCUAGGGAGCUAUCCAUUGUGGGUAAUACAGAAGCAAGAAAUUGGCGUCUUGAAGCCUGGAUUGAGUUGUAAUCUAACGGCAACGGUUGCGGAAGAGAAACUUAGAUGAUGGAGGCUUCUUCAAGCAGAAAAAUAUUGCACGGGAAGCUAGUGUUACAAUAAGAUGGCAAUGCAAUAGCCGGAGAAAAAGAUGAUGCGAUAUAGGAAGGAAGCGACCGAAGAGUCCAUCAGUUGAUAUCUUAGAUUUCAUUCGCUCUGGUCACGGGCGAGGGCCUUGGAGCGUUUUUUGAGAGGAUUAUUUUUCGAAUGUCACCCGAUACCAACGUUAGUGCUUGCACAUAUCAUUGUAUAAUGAAUGGGCAUUUAAGUAA
Molecule: messenger RNA, 6238 nt
Organism: Eucalyptus grandis
Lineage: Eukaryota; Viridiplantae; Streptophyta; Magnoliopsida; Myrtales; Myrtaceae
Product: cyclin-dependent kinase G-2
Exons: 7
Coding region: 525-2795 (756 amino acids)
Biological process (GO): regulation of mitotic cell cycle; protein phosphorylation
Cellular component (GO): nucleus
Molecular function (GO): ATP binding; cyclin-dependent protein serine/threonine kinase activity
Source: RefSeq, a predicted model, not a curated record